This is a messenger RNA of Penicillium soppii, 720 nucleotides long. RefSeq lists its product as uncharacterized. The record is from RefSeq and is a predicted model, not a curated record. The coding region runs from base 1 to 720 and encodes 239 amino acids. Gene Ontology annotation, biological process: protein polyubiquitination; proteasome-mediated ubiquitin-dependent protein catabolic process. Lineage: Eukaryota; Fungi; Ascomycota; Eurotiomycetes; Eurotiales; Aspergillaceae. The transcript is spliced from 3 exons. Gene Ontology annotation, molecular function: ubiquitin conjugating enzyme activity.
AUGGCAGAACGCAUUCUCAUGAACGAAUUCAAGGGCCUCCUCAAAGAGAAAUGGGUGCACGUCGAGUUACACGAUGACGACAUCUUCAACUGGGACGUUGCCUUGAUUGUCAUCAAUCCUGAUUCCAUGUACUACGGCGGCUACUUCAAAGCCUCGAUGACUUUUCCCUCCAACUACCCAUACGCCCCACCAAAGUUCCGCUUCUUGAACCCCAUUCACCAUCCCAACAUCUACACUGAUGGCAAACUGUGCAUCUCCAUCCUCCACCCACCCGGCGAGGAUGAAAUGUCGGGUGAGCUAGCUUCCGAGCGCUGGUCCCCGGCCCAACGCGUGGAAUCCGUCCUGAUCUCCAUUAUCUCCCUUCUCGACGAUGCCGAACCCUCCUCGCCCGCCAACGUCGAUGCCGCUGUCUUGCUACGCAAUGAGCCUGACGUAUACCGCCAGCUCGUCAAAGCCGACGUCGAUGCCUCCAAGCUCGAUGUUCCCGAAGGCUUCAAUAUGCCCACCCACGACACACCUGCCCGCGAACCCGUUGAAAAGGAAGAUCAUGACUUCUGGGCUGAUAGCGAUGCCGACAGCGAUGUGUUCGGCGGCAGUGACUCGGAUGAUGAUCUUGACAUGGAGCAGUCGAGCGGCAGCGAUAUGAAUGUGGAUGAUGAUUCGGCUGAUGACUCGACUGAUGAGACAGAGACAGAGGUGAAGCCCAAGAUGAACGCAUAA